AUGUGCAAGUGUGCGGGCUGCUUCGCUGCCCCGAGCGGGCGGGGAGCCGGUCCGCUCCAGGUGGCCGGUGGCGGGAGCGAGGGAGCGGACAUGGACUUCGACUCGUACCAGCACUAUUUCUACGACUAUGACUGCGGAGAGGAUUUCUACCGCUCCACGGCGCCCAGCGAGGACAUCUGGAAGAAAUUCGAGCUGGUGCCGUCGCCCCCCACGUCGCCGCCCUGGAGCUCCGGUCCCGGCGACGGAGACGCGGGCCCCGGAAUUGGUCCUCCGGAGCCGUGGCCCGGAGGGGGCGCCGGGGACGAUGCAGAAUCCCGGGGUCACUCGAAAGCUUGGGGCAGGAACUACGCUUCCAUCAUCCGCCGAGACUGUAUGUGGAGCGGCUUUUCGGCCCGGGAACGGCUGGAGAGAGCGGUGAGCGACCGGCUUGUCGCUGGCGCGCCCCGGGGGAACCCGCCCAAGGCGCCCGCCGCCCCGGACUGCGCUCCCAGCCUCGAAGCCGGCAACCCGGCGCCCGCUGCCCCCUGUCCGCUGGGCGAGCCCAAGACCCAGGCCUGCUCGGGGUCCGAGAGCCCAAGCGACUCGGAGGGUGAAGAAAUUGACGUUGUGACAGUGGAGAAGAGGCAGUCCCUGGGUGUCCGGAAGCCGGUCACCAUCACGGUACGAGCAGACCCUUUGGACCCCUGCAUGAAACACUUCCACAUCUCCAUCCAUCAACAACAGCACAACUAUGCUGCCCGUUUUCCUCCAGAAAGCUGCUCCCAAGGAGAGGCUCCAGAGCCAGGGCCCCGUGAAGAUGGUCUGAAGACAGAUGCACCAGAAGAAAAGGAAGAUGAGGCAGAUGAAGAAAUUGUGAGUCUCCCACCUGUAGAAAGCGAGCCUUCCCAGUCCUGCAACCCUAAACCUGUCAGUUCUGACACUGAGGACGUGACCAAGAGGAAGAACCAUAACUUCCUGGAGCGCAAAAGGCGGAAUGACCUCCGUUCCAGGUUCUUGGCCCUGAGGGAUCAGGUCCCUACCCUGGCCACCUGCUCCAAGGCCCCCAAAGUUGUGAUCCUGAGCAAGGCCUUGGAAUACUUGCAGGCCCUAGUGGGAGCCGAGAAGAGGAUGACUACGGAGAAAAGGCAGCUCCGGUGUCGGCAGCAACAGCUGCAGAAGAGAAUCGCGUACCUCAGUGGCUAUUAA
This is a messenger RNA of Budorcas taxicolor (takin), 1185 nucleotides long. It is a transcript of the gene MYCL, whose product is annotated as MYCL proto-oncogene, bHLH transcription factor. Gene Ontology annotation, biological process: regulation of transcription by RNA polymerase II. The coding region runs from base 1 to 1185 and encodes 394 amino acids. The record is from RefSeq and is a predicted model, not a curated record. NCBI's taxonomy places the organism in Eukaryota, Metazoa, Chordata, Mammalia, Artiodactyla, Bovidae. The transcript has 3 exons. Gene Ontology annotation, molecular function: DNA-binding transcription factor activity, RNA polymerase II-specific; protein dimerization activity; RNA polymerase II cis-regulatory region sequence-specific DNA binding.